This is a messenger RNA of Mytilus californianus (California mussel), 4006 nucleotides long. RefSeq lists its product as uncharacterized. The transcript is spliced from 15 exons. Bases 161 to 3697 code for a protein of 1178 amino acids. Gene Ontology annotation, molecular function: protein binding. The record is from RefSeq and is a predicted model, not a curated record. NCBI's taxonomy places the organism in Eukaryota, Metazoa, Mollusca, Bivalvia, Mytilida, Mytilidae.
GUGAGAAGUACCUAUCUUAACUGCGACAUCUUAUUAAAUGUCCUAACUAUAGAAGAAGCAUAUCUGACCUGCAUUUGAAUAUUGAACUCCAAGGUAUAUAGAUGGAUUGAAAUCAGUACAUUUUUAUGACAAAAUUUUUAAAGGAUCAAGGAAUGAAGAAAUGUCCACUGCGGCAAGAAAACAGAAGCAACUUAAUGAGUGUCUGCUAUGGGCUGCUGACAAAAACGAUACUGAGAAGCUGAAGUUUUAUUUGAAGGAAGGAGCCACAGUUGACAAGUCUGACCUAUACAGAAGAACAAGUCUAAUAAAAGCCACACAGUAUGGUAACUUGGAUUCUUUUGAAAGUUUGGUUUGUCAAGGUGCUUCUGUAGAUAGAGCUGAUGUUGAUGGCGAGACAGCAUUAAUUCAUGCUUCCUACAAAGGUUGCUUUGAUAUCAUGUGUCGUUUGAUAGAACUUGGAGCAGACGUAAAUCACAGAAAUAAAAAUGAUGAAACACCAAUAUACAUAACUAGUAAAUAUGGUCACUAUGACUGUGUACGUAGACUUGUUAUGGUUGGUGGCGACUAUACUGUACACAGUAAGUUUAAAAAGACAGCCUUGGAUGUAGCUAUUGAAUCAUUAUGCAAAACGAAAAAACUGAAAAAAGAAGAAAAAUGCAGACAGUUGGAAAGAAUUGUUGAACUACUGAGCGAUGCUGAUGGGAUAAAGGCCCUACGGAAGCAAGAGAAAAUGUUUACUUUAACACCAGAAGAAUUUCGAAUCUGCCUCGAAAAAAGCGAAUACCGUCCAUCUGAUGUAAGCGUACGGGUGAUUGGAUUAAAUGACCGUUCUGCUAUGGUUGUUAUGCGUGCUCUCAUUCGUCAGUCAACUUACUCUGAUAAAGAUGUAGACAUUGAAAACGGAAUAAAUAUCUAUAAUGGAAUGUGUGAAAUGAAUAUUGAAAGUGGAGAAUGGAUAACACACGAAAAAAUUUCAGAUGCGGAAUUAGUUCACAGACAGAUGGGAGAGGUCGUCCGACACUAUGUCAACACACAUGAUUUCAAAACAGAAGCAGAGAACGAGAAAUGCCUCAAAGCAAAUAAACAGUCUUAUCUGUUUAGAAGUAACACUGUCUAUGCUCCAGAACUGCAGCUAAAACCAUUCAGUCUUAGUCCUCAUUUAAAUGGUCUGCAUAACAGUAGUAGUAGUAAUUUACUGUUGCAAAGGUCUACAACAUCAACUAGUUUAUAUUCCCUUAAAUCUGAAAGGAGCGUCGUGUCACUGGGUAAUAUGGAUAUCUCCAUGCCAUCAGGUGAUAGCGUCAAUUCUUUCGAUGCAGCUGAACGUGUUCCUAGUGAUGGCGCUCAAGUAAAAUUUAAGCAGUUCGUAUCAAAUACUAAGAAAAAAUUUGCAAAAGCGGCACAAACAAUACAACAGAAAAUGGAUACGAUAAUACAUGGAGAAAUGUCAGAAACCGUAAAUCUAGAUCCUAAAGUGGCAUUAGUGAAAAACAGAAAGCAGGUUUAUGAAACAUUCGAACAUGUAAAGCGAACAAUGAAUACAGAUAAUAGUAAUCUAGCAUCAAUUUCUCUGUGCUCACUAUCAACAAAAUUUGAAUUCGCAGCAGCCCAUAAGUUUUUGUUUACGUCAAGUGCAAUAUAUAUUGUUGUUCUAGAUUUAGAUAUCGAUAUCGAUAGAUUUUGUUCUGUUUUGUCUGAAAUCAACACUCCUGUGACAAAUAGAGAUUAUAUAAAAUACUUGAUGGAUACAAUUACUGGACGGAAUGAAGAUUUAACUGACGACAUGUUUUCUAAAAUGGUUUUUGUUGUUCUGAAUUGCGGAUCGAAUGAAGAGGAGGCAACUAAAGAUGGUUCUGGAUUGCUGAAGACGAUUACAGACAUUGUAGAUAACACAGACAUGUGUGAUUACGUUAUUAUUGACAAUGAGCUAGAGUUCACAUUUGAGGAUUUAUAUACUGAUAAAAUUGUCAAACUCACUCAACAUAUUUCCUCUAUAGCAUGCAAAACUAUUGAGGCGAGGGCACCUGUGCCAGCAACAUGGCUUUCCUUACAAGAUGUUAUUAUUUCAACCAGGAAGAGUAGUGCUGGGAUCAUCAACCAUAGAGAUGCAGUAGAACUCUGCGUCAAUCAAGCCAAGCAUAUUACAGUGCCAACAAAGCUAGAUGUAGAAAAAUUCUUAAAAUAUCAAACUCGAAACGGAAAUAUACUUAGUCUACCAUCAGAUGACACUCUAAACAACAUUUGUGUAGACGUUUCUAUUCUUUAUCAAUUAGUUAUAUUUUUCAAUCAUGUGUCAAUAAUGUUAGGUAAUGAUAAAUACGAAUGUGCGCCUCUUCAUGAUAAACUGAAGAUUGUGAGUGAAGGUUAUGUCGAUAAAAGUAUCACCAAGUGUUACAUCUCAGCAAAUGAUUCGCUAUUUCAUAUAACAUGUUUACUCUAUUUAGCAUCAACCAACUCAUGUAGACUGCAGUCAAGUUCGCAUCACACCGAAUUGUUUCUAUCAUCAUAUAUGAAAGAGAUGGCACCCGAUGGACUUGCGUUGCAGUUUAGAAAAUUUGAUCAAAGUGCAUGCGUUGCAUAUAGACUAAGAAAUUGCAUUCAAAUUUCGUUAAUUUUCAAACAGUUAUCGUGUGCACUGUUUGAUGUAUUUCCUUUCAAACGAAUUCAUGGCAAGCCGAUUGUAUUUAAGAAUUUCGUUGCAUUUACCAUAGACACAUUAUAUUGCUUAAGUAUUAUCAAUGAUGCCGACAUGAUAAUUUUACACGUAACUAGAAAUACUUCUGAUAAACCAACUCAAAGUUCUUCAAAAGCUGAAAUCUGCAGUAGCAUUCACGAACUAACGGUAUACACAUUAAAACAAAUAAUAAACGUAUUUACAAAUAAGAAUCAAUUGAAAAAAGAAGAACUGUGCGUGGAAUUUGAAACUUGUAAUCUCACACCUCCCUGUUUUGUUGCCUCGACAAAACUGGAGCAAAUCGAUUCGUAUACAUGUAGAAUACAUGGGACGUUUGUGGAUCCACAAGAAAUACUCAGUGUAUGGAACCUUACACGCCAGACAUGUUCAAUGAUAGAUGUAGACAAGUGCAACACUUCAUGUGAAGGCUUGAAUGCUCAGUCUUUGACAGAAACUGCCACCGAUUCAGAUCUCAGCAGAAUGAUAAGAAGAAUGUCACCUAGUUCUAGACGAAGAAUUUUGAAUUCACUGACAGCAGAGGUUAUAGUGCAUACCAGUUCAAAUAUAGAUACUCAGUUACUAUUAACCUUAAUCGGUUGGAGAAAUACGGCAAAACAAUUAACAAUGAAGGAUCUGCAGAAAAAACUGAUCAAUUGUGGUGAACAAAAACACAUUCUGUGCAUGAUACACAGAGAUACUAACAGUGACCAUGGGAUAUGUAAGUCAGAUAAGAUUGACAGGUUACGGGAGGUUACUUUAUCCCCUCUUUUGCUGAAUCAGUUGGCUGUUAGGUUGUUGACAAGGAGUUUGUAUUUGGCGCUUGAGCUAGGACUGGAUGUUGUGGAAUACAACAAAAUUCUACAGCAAAACAGAAAUAAUCCUGUGAAAACAACACGCGAAAUACUUUUACUUUGUCAACACAAAACAUUGGAUAAUAUUCUACGGAUCUGCCAAGAAAUAGGAAUAAAUGGAAACGGUUUAGACGAAAUAGCUUCACUGCUAUCAAACACGGGUCAGUUGUAGAUAUCUCGUUCAGUUUUCGUUCACCCAUCUCACCUGCAGUCUCCAUAGACGGUUUCAGACUUAUUCAUACUAACUGCAAGCUUUGGAAUUGGUUAUUACGACCCAUCCUAAGCCUUUGAUUUUUUUUUGUGUAUUUCCAGGAAACCAUCAUCAUAAAGACAAGUUUUACAUAUUCUGUAUUAUGGACAGUAUGAAAGAGCCGCGAAAAUACAAACAGAAUUUAGCGUCUUCGAAAUUUGACAUUAAAUUGUCUCCAGAAGCAUUUUAAAGAUCCGCUAUAAGUAUAUAUAUAAAAAGGCAACAGUAGUA